AUGCAGGUGCAGCAGAGCUCGGUAGAGGAGUUUCGGCUCGACGCUGGGAAGAAAGCCAAGCCCGUUAUGCGGGCCGAGGAUCAGUUCGAGCUGCUCCGGACCGCACGGAGCUCAGUGGAAGUCGGCAUGGAGCACGAGCGGGUUCGAGUACAGCUUGCACUACUCCUACAGCUCACCGGAGCGAAUGGCCCCGACCAACUAUCGAACUGCGUUUCGAAAAACCCAAGAGCUAAGUGGGUGCCAAAGACGAGUAUGCCAACGUUGAAUUCGGUACUUAGUUUGGGUUUUGCCGAUGGAGCCUUCGAAGGGCUCGCUGGACCCGAAGACCUUUUCCAGCUGAAGGUCCUUCCCGGUCUGAACCAGCAAGAGGUGCCGAUCAAGAAAUCGAAGAUGGAUUGGCCGCUGUUUCGCGGACUCAGGAGCGGUCAGAAUGGCCACGAGGUCUCCGAAACCGAGCGGGUGACAGACAAGUGGCUGCGCGAUAGAAUGAAACAUUUGGGCGAAGUCACCGGGUUCGACCUCCCUCUGGGCCCGUACUGUUUCCGCCGGGGGAAUGGGGAAGCGCUGGACAGCAGUAGUCUCAUCAGCGAUUCCCAGCGCAACAAGAUCCUCCAGCAUGCGAACUCGGGAGUGUACCAGCACGAUUACAUGUCUAACUACAUUGGUCAGGACAAGCAAGCGAUCUACCGGGGUUUGAAGCCUCAAGCAGCGGUCAUGAGGGCUGGGAGUGGAAUGACACGAUCUAUCGAUCGGCAACGGCCGCGAACAUUGAAUGAUCGGUAG
Molecule: messenger RNA, 783 nt
Organism: Neohortaea acidophila
Lineage: Eukaryota; Fungi; Ascomycota; Dothideomycetes; Mycosphaerellales; Teratosphaeriaceae
Exons: 3
Coding region: 1-783 (260 amino acids)
Source: RefSeq, a predicted model, not a curated record